Messenger RNA from Monopterus albus (swamp eel), 686 nucleotides. Its product is annotated as solute carrier family 41 member 1-like. The transcript is spliced from 2 exons. The record is from RefSeq and is a predicted model, not a curated record. Bases 318 to 686 code for a protein of 122 amino acids. Gene Ontology annotation, biological process: monoatomic cation transport. Gene Ontology annotation, molecular function: monoatomic cation transmembrane transporter activity. Lineage: Eukaryota; Metazoa; Chordata; Actinopteri; Synbranchiformes; Synbranchidae. Gene Ontology annotation, cellular component: plasma membrane.
AAGAGGAGAUCCUCUGUUUGUGUCCUCUUGCUGUGGAUGAGCUUGAGAAUCGCUGCUCUGGACACACAGUAGCCCACUGUAGCCACAGCCUCUUGAUGCUUGAGACCAUCAGUGUGUGUCUGUGUGUAUGUGCGUGUGAAAGAGAGGAGAUGAGAUAAGUGGAGUCUGCCGCAGGAUGGGGAACCAGAUCAGAGCGCCUUUGUCCAGAGAACUGACAUCUUAUUGUUCUGAUGGGACCAAGAGGCAACAGCAUGUACACACACACAAAGUGUUGACUUUGUCUGUUUUUAUGUCUCUUUCAGGCUAAUAUUGGUCAUAUGGACACAGCCAAGGACAUGUGGAAGAUGGUCAUGGGGAACUUAGCCCUUAUCCAGGUCCAGGCCACAGUGGUGGGCUUCCUGGCCUCCAUUGCUGCUGUGAUCUUCGGCUGGAUCCCAGAGGGACACUUCAGGCUGGGUAAUGCGGUCCUGCUCUGUGCAUCCAGCGUGGCCACUGCCUUCAUCGCCUCUCUGCUGCUAGGUAUGACCACACAGGGUGUGAGGGAUAUUGACAGUGUAAACUGCUAUUCCUCAGCCAUGCAAGGGAUUUAUUUGACACCAGUUCUGCCAGUGCUAAAGUUAGCAAGCUCUGAACUUAGGUUAGCUGCUGUUACAACUAAAUGCCUCCUCCGUAAUAUAUCUGACUGA